Messenger RNA from Quercus lobata, 1629 nucleotides. Its product is annotated as clathrin coat assembly protein AP180-like. Bases 126 to 1355 code for a protein of 409 amino acids. The transcript has a single exon. Gene Ontology annotation, biological process: defense response. The record is from RefSeq and is a predicted model, not a curated record. NCBI's taxonomy places the organism in Eukaryota, Viridiplantae, Streptophyta, Magnoliopsida, Fagales, Fagaceae.
AAGGAAUCUUAUUGGUUUAUCUCAACCCCACCGAGUACAAGCACAUUGAUGCUCUAUCUAUAAGCAUCGGUACGCAGCCACCUUCUCUCCAUCCAUAAACAUUGACUCAACAAGCCAGUCACCUUAUGGAUUGCAGGGUCUUACAACUUGUGAUUCAGUCAGCGCAUGGAUUGAGAAACGUCAAUCGUGUCACAACAAUGAAGCCUUACGCGCUUGUUUCCAUUCGCGACAACCACAAUAACCUCUAUUCCUCGGAGGAAAAAACACCGGAGGACACAGAAGGUGGUUCAAACCCCACAUGGAACUCCUCAGUUACGUUCAACCUCGACAUCACCAAGGCCAAAGAGAGCAACCUUGAACUUGUUGUUAAGCUCAUAUCACUCCGGACGGAUCACUGGUUUAGGGACAAAGAAAUCGGUGAAGUCCGUGUGUUGAUCACAAAAUUGCUGGAAGGUUUUGGUGGUGAAGCUAAAGCUGUUGCAGUAGUAGCUGAAAAACAGAUGAGUGCCAGUGUUAUGACCACAGAUGAAAAGCCCGAAGGAACACUAGUCUUUUCUUACAAGUUUGAGAGCGUGACUACUGUCCAGAAACCAGCACUGCAGAGGCAGAUCAAUUCUCCAACUGCGCCGCAAAGUGUGGAGCAGGACACCGAACAACCUGCUGGGUGGAUGGAUUCGUUGAUCUCCGAUACGGUGAAAGGGAUUGUGGGAACUGCGUUGAACAAUAUUGGAUUGACAAGUGUGGUUGCCUCUGAUGCUGCUGCAGCCCCACCUCCGCCUGCUAUUCAAACCCAUGUUGCUGCUGCUGUUGAUCAGCGUGGUGCUGAUGACCCGUCUAAGGAUAAUAAUGAAGGGACUGCGGGAACUGAGUUGAACACAACCGGAUUGACAAGUGUGGUUGCCUCUGAUGCUGCUGCCCCGCCUCCGCCUGUUAUUCAAACCCAAGUUGCUGCUGCUGUUGAUCAGUGUGGUGCUGAUGACCCGUCUGAAAAUAAUAAUGAAGGGAUUGCGGGAACUGCGUUGAGCACAACCGGAUUGACAAGUGUGGUUGCCUCUGAUGCUGCUACAGCCCCGCCUUCGCUUGCUAUUCAAACCCAAGUUGCUGCUGCUGUUGAUCAGUGUGGUGCUGAUGACCCGUCUGGGGAUAAUAAUGAAGGGAUUGCGGGAACUGCGUUGAACACUACCGGAUUAACAAGUGUGGUUGCCUCUGAUGCUGCGGCCCCGCCUCCGUCUGCUAUUCAAACCCAUGUUGCUGCUGCUGCUGAUCAGUGUGGUGCUGAUGACCCGUCUGCGGAUAAUAAUUAUGAAGAUGAAGAUGAUGGUUAUGACGAUGAAGAUUGUGAAGAUGAAGAAUGAACCUAGAUAUAUAUGGUCAUGGACGUAGUAUAUAAGGAUCUCAAGGCUGGUUGUAUUAUAUCUAGGUAUGCAUAUAAUAAUAAUGCAAGUCCAUCUCGAAUUAGCUAUAUGUACUGGUUUCUGCUGUUUCUGUGUGAAUCUUUGUCUAGUCUUUCUUAGAAUGUCAAGCUAAAACUGUGAAUCAUCUUAAUGUUCUACUUCUACCAUGUGUAUCAGUACUGUUUCUAUUAUGGGGAUGAUAAAUAGUAGUUGUGGUGCUUACUUGGUAGUAUCA